This is a messenger RNA of Prunus mume (Japanese apricot), 2784 nucleotides long. It is a transcript of the gene CLC-E, whose product is annotated as chloride channel E. Gene Ontology annotation, cellular component: chloroplast thylakoid membrane. Gene Ontology annotation, biological process: chloride transport; transmembrane transport. The record is from RefSeq and is a predicted model, not a curated record. NCBI's taxonomy places the organism in Eukaryota, Viridiplantae, Streptophyta, Magnoliopsida, Rosales, Rosaceae. Gene Ontology annotation, molecular function: chloride transmembrane transporter activity.
CUAGCUAGCUCCACUGUCUAGCUAAUGGGAGGUUUGGACUGUAUAUGGCGUUUCCCCAACACCCAGUUUCAUUGCCAUUUGCGUCCCCUGGCCUCUCCUCCUCCAUCUUCACCAUCGCUGAGAAAAACCUUCCUUUUAUUCUCUCCUUCAUCAAACACCAAAAUCAGCAGCAACAGCAGAAAUGCUGGAACUGUUGCCUACACAGCAAACACUAGAACCAGAAGGCGUAGCAAAAAUGGCAGAGCUCUCACUCUCAGACCUCCUCUCUCCCUCCCUCAAAAUCAAAAAUCCCAACAACAGCAACAACAACAAGACGAUGAUGACGAAGAAGAAGAUGAAGAUGAAGAAGAAAAGAUAGCCCAAGGCCGUGGCCGUGGGAACUGGACAAUAGUGUUGUCGUCGAGCUUAGUGGGUCUGCUCACUGGAAUUGGUGUCGUGCUCUUUAAUUACGCUGUUCAUGAGAUACGUGAUGUGUUCUGGGAUGGGAUACCACAACGAGGAGCUUCGUGGCUCAGAGAGGAGCCAAUGGGAGAUAUGUGGAAGCGAGUGAUUCUGGUUCCAGCUUCUGGGGGUUUGAUCGUAGCCAUGUUAAAUGUGCUUCGAGGUGCUCUGGAUGAUGGUUCAGAAGAUAAUAAAAAUGGCAAUGAGCAAGGAGAGGAAGAAAAAGAAAGUUUAUUGGUGAAAAUGGGAAUGCCCAUUUCGGUUUUUCAUAGUCUCAAGGCUGCAUCGCAUCCAUUUCUCAAGGCAGUUGCUGCUGGUGUCACUCUUGGGACUGGGAAUUCAUUAGGUCCUGAAGGUCCUAGCGUUGAGAUUGGAACUUCUAUAGCAAAGGGUGUUGGUGCUGUAUUUGGUAAAAGUUCACAAAGAAGCCUCUCUCUUGUGGCUGCUGGAUCAGCUGCUGGAAUUGCUUCUGGGUUUAAUGCUGCUGUUUCUGGUUGUUUCUUUGCCGUUGAGUCAGUCCUUUGGCCAUCACCAUCAGAUUCCUCAUCUAUUUCACUAACAAAUACCACAUCUAUGGUCAUACUUAGUGCUGUGAUAGCUUCUGUAGUUACAGAAGUUGGUCUUGGCUCUGAGCCAGCCUUUAAGGUCCCAUACUAUGACUUCCGCUCACCUACAGAGCUUCCGCUAUAUCUCUUGCUGGGUGUCCUUUGCGGCUUGGUUUCGCUAACCUUAUCAAAGUGCACAUCAUACAUGUUGGGAUUUGUUGACAAUCUUCACAAGACUAUUGGCGUACCAAGAUUUUUGUUCCCUAUACUGGGUGGCUUAGCAGUCGGGCUUAUAGCAUUGGCAUAUCCUGAAAUUCUUUACUGGGGUUUUGAGAAUGUUGACAUUUUGCUGGAAUCUCGACCACUUGUGAAAGGCCUCUCAGCUGAUCUAUUGCUUCAGCUGGUAGUGGUCAAGAUAGGUGCAACCUCUUUGUGCCGGGCGUCUGGAUUGGUGGGUGGCUACUAUGCUCCAUCACUUUUUAUUGGUGCAGCAACAGGAAUGGCAUAUGGGAAAGUCAUCAGUUCUGCAGUUGCUCAGUCCAAUCCUAUACUUCAUCUCUCCAUAUUGGAAGUAGCAUCACCGCGAGCAUAUGGCCUGGUUGGAAUGGCUGCUACUCUUGCAGGAGUCUGUCAGGUACCCCUUACGUCAGUUCUGCUGCUUUUCGAAUUGACACAAGAUUAUCGAAUUGUUCUUCCGCUACUUGGAGCUGUGGGGUUAUCUUCAUGGAUCACAUCUGGACAGACAAGGAGAAAAAAAGAUAGCUGGAAGAAACUCAAUCAGGGAAAAACUAGUAGCUUUCAACAACCUGAAGUACCUUCCCCUAGUGCAAGUGGGGUAUCUUCUAGUAAUGCUUUCACUGAAAGGACGUCUAACGCAAGUGACCUUUGUGAAAUUGAAAGUUCACUCUGUAUAGAUGAUUCUAAUAUUGACACUGAAAAGUUGGAAAAGAGAAUAUUCGUUUCUGAAGCCAUGAGGACGAGAUAUGUGACUGUUUUAAUGGACACUUUGCUUACAGAAGCAGUGACUCUCAUGCUUGCAGAGAAGCAGCCCUGUGCUAUGAUAGUUGAUAAUGAUCAUAUUCUAAUUGGUUUACUGACACUUAAAGACAUUCAAGAGUACAGCAAUAAAUAUGCACAAUCAAGAAGACAGAGACCCAAGGAGCUUAUAGUAUCUGAAAUGUGUUCUUUGAAUGGGGAAGUAUGCCAAGCUCCAUGGACUGCUACACCCAGUAUGAAUCUACUUUCAGCUCAGAAUAUUAUGAAUAGGUAUGGAAUGAAUCAAAUUCCAGUAGUUACAGAGCAUGUUCAAGAUCACAGAGGGCACCUAGUUGGCCUUUUAGACAGAGAAUGUAUCAGUCUCACUUGCAGAGCUCUAGCAACCAGAGAAUCCCUUGGCUGGUAGUAACCAAUACUGGAUGGCUUGAUUUGUUGAUAAACCAGAAUACCUGACAUCAUAUUUAUCUUUCAGUCUUUAGUAAUACAGUCUCAGGACUCUCAAACUUAGCCUGGACAGAUACAACUCAGGUGAAUCUCAGAUUGCUGCCUUCGACCACCCCGUGCCACACUCAACUUAGUCUUUCGUUUGCUACUCAGCCACUGAAAAGGGCUCGAAGUCAGAAAUCUAAGAUAAGUCAGGUUGUACUGACUGGACACGUACAAAUAUACAUACAACUGAUGGAAAUACUAGUGACAAUAUUCAUGAGAAGAAAAACUAAGUCAUUGGAACAGAUACUGUCAAAAUUGGAUUUUCCCUUUUACCAAUUUGCCUUGUAAUUUAGACUUACUGGCUUUGUUCCAA